Molecule: messenger RNA, 2544 nt
Organism: Rosa rugosa (rugosa rose)
Lineage: Eukaryota; Viridiplantae; Streptophyta; Magnoliopsida; Rosales; Rosaceae
Exons: 6
Coding region: 1-2544 (847 amino acids)
Molecular function (GO): nucleic acid binding; RNA-DNA hybrid ribonuclease activity
Source: RefSeq, a predicted model, not a curated record
AUGCAAGAAAAAAACAGAGGAAAUGUAGGGUUAGAGAUUAGCGAUGUUCCUGUGACUCUAGUAUGCAGGGUUAGACAUUUCAAAUUUGAGGAAAUGUGGAUGCAACAUGAGGAGUGUCCCUCUGUAAUUCAAAGCGGAUGGGCUAUUCCUUCGGUUGGUGAACCUAUGAAACAAGUGGGACUGAAAAUCAAGGCUACUAGGAAGAGAUUAAUGGAGUGGGAUGUUGGUCAAUGGCAGACGAGUCCAGAGUUGAUUUCCAAUGCUUUACUUGAUUAUUAUGGAACCAUCUUCCAAGCUAAAGGAACUAAUCAGGAGGCAAUUAAUUUUGUACUUGAUAAGGUCAAUCCGUGUAUUUCAGAUGAUAUGAACAGUUCCCUUAUGGCCGAUUAUUCAGAUGAGGAGAUAAAGAAAGCGGUAUUUCAAAUGCUCCCUCCAAAUUACCUGGUCCGGAUGUAUCGAUCUCCCCUACAAAGUGCAUUUGUUCUGGGCCGUCUAAUAUCAGACAACACUCUGGUAGCUUCUAAAGCAGCACAUUCCAUGCAUAAAUUACACAACCAAAGCGAAGGCUUUUUUCCUCUCAAGCUUGACAUUAGUAAGGCUUAUGACCGCUUAGAAUGGGGCUUUCUUGAAGCUAUGCUAUCGAAGAUGGGAUUUGCUAGAAAAUGGAUUGAUAUUGUGCUCUGUUCUAUUAAAUCUAUUCGUUAUUCUGUUUUAAUGAAUGGAACUCCUACAGUGAUUUAUGAUUAUGUGACUCAGGGUUUAUUAAAAGGUUUGGUGAUGUAUCCAGGAGCACCUGUGAUACACCAUUUUCUUUUUGCUGAUGACAGUUUUCUUUUUUGGGAAGCUUCAGCAGAGGAAUGUGUUCAGUCUUCACUGAUAGCCAUCUUGGGGGUUAAAUGUGUUAAAGAACAUGGUCGAUAUUUGGGUUUACCUCUUCAUGUAGGGAGAUCAAAGACAGCUAUAUUUGCAUAUCUUAAAGAGAGAUUGACUAAGAAACUUGUUAGUUGGCGCACCAAGAUUCUUAGUGCUGCUGGUAAGGAGAUUUUAAUUAAAGCAGUUGCUACUAUUAUCCCUUUGUAUGUUAUGAACUGCUAUAUGUUACCUAAGUCUCUGUCUGAUGACAUGCAUCAACUUUGUGCUCAAUUCUUUUGGGGUGGUUCUGAGGUGCACAGAAAAAUACAUUGCCGGUCUUGGGAUCGAAUGUGUUUAACUAAAGCUGAAGGUGGAAUGGGUUUUAAGAACCUGCAUGCUUAUAAUCUCUCGAUGCUGGCUAAACAAGGUUGGAGGUUACUUUAUAGACCUGCUUCUCUCAUUGCCAGAUCGUACAAGGCUCAUUACUAUAGAGACUGCUCUUUUUUAGAGGCUAACAUGGGAGAGGCUCCCUCUUUUGCAUGGAGAAGCAUUAUGGAUCCACGCCCGGUACUUAGGGCUGGUUUACUUUGUCAGGUUGUGUUAGGUAGGGAUAUAAAUAUUUGGAAUGAUGAUUGGAUUCCUAAUAUUCUCAGUCAUAAUCUUCAUCAGCCUAGCCAUUGCAAUAUUCAUUCUGUCUCUGACCUUAUUCAUUUGGAAAGCAAAACUUGGAAGAGAGAACUUCUUCAAAAUUUAUUUUCCAAGGAGGUUCAGGCAGCUAUAUUAUGCAUUCCUUUGAAUUCUCGUCAUACUCGAGAUCGUUUAACAUGGAAGCUUGAUCGAAAAGGUUUCUUUUCAAUAAAGUCUGCAUAUUGGGUUGCUCGAGAUUUUGUGAUAGGGAGCUCUCUUUCAUCUACCUCUCUUGGGGAUCCAUUUAGCAUGCUAUGGAAAACCUUGUGGAAAGCCAAGGUUCCAGGUAAGAUGCUUGAACAAGCGAUUUCUUUGUCUGAUGAAAACUUUGCUAAGUUAUUGAUGAUAUUAUGGGGUUCGUCAAAAAAUAGAAAAGAGAAGCUUUGGAAUGAUUAUGCUAUUGUUGCUCCUGCUAUUGUCGCUAGUACUAUCGCCUGGUUUGAAGAGUAUAGCCGCAUAAACAAGGCUGCUGGAAAUCAGGCUUAUCAUCGACUUAAAGGCAAUCAACCUUGGCACCCACCUAUAGCAGGGAUGCUAAAAUUGAACAUAGAUGGAUCAUUUCUACAGUUAGCAACGUAUGGAGGUGUGGGAGGUGUCCUGCGGAAUGAAAAUGGUGAAUUCAUCGCUGGAUUUGCUUAUCAUAAAGAGUAUGUCACUUGUGCAAUGCAUGUAGAACUUCUUGCAAUUAAACAUGGGCUGGAAUUGUUGCAAGCCAUGACAGUAAGGAAUGUUAUUGUUCAAAGUGAUUGUCUCUUGGCUUUAAAGGUUAUUUGUGAGGAGGGUGAGAAUUUCACAACUCUAGGCAACUUAGUGGAAGAUAUCAAGGCUCUUCUUCAUGGGUUGCCUUCGAUUGGGAUACAACAUGCUUAUCGAACCUCCAAUAGAGUAGCCCACAGGUUUACAAGUUACGGUUUUGAUGCUAAUACCCAUACUGAAUGGUUCUCAAACGCUCCAGAGUUUGUUCUGGAUGCCCUCAUUUACAAUUGUAAUCAUAUGUUUCAAUAA